Syngnathoides biaculeatus (alligator pipefish) is the source of this 3145-nucleotide messenger RNA. RefSeq names its product deubiquitinase DESI2. Lineage: Eukaryota; Metazoa; Chordata; Actinopteri; Syngnathiformes; Syngnathidae. The transcript has 5 exons. Gene Ontology annotation, biological process: protein deubiquitination. The record is from RefSeq and is a predicted model, not a curated record. Gene Ontology annotation, molecular function: deubiquitinase activity. Bases 430 to 1056 code for a protein of 208 amino acids.
GAGUCAAGCUGACACCCCCGCAGAGCGGACGAACGUCGUCGGCCCAAAGUCUUCAUCGUCAUGUCCCAGCGGCGGAGCCUCAACCGCCCACGCGGAGGACGCUGGUCGCCGGAAAGUCAUCCGGAGAGCGCCGCCGCCGGCCGGAGAUGCUCCUGGUAGAGGCCGCGAGCAUCCACCGCCGACCCGUCAUCCCCAUCGUCAUCAAAAUGGACGCCCACGAUAACAUGACGAGGACGCUCAGGCUUUCAUUAUGAGCGCUUUGGAGGCUUUUAUUGCACUCGGUUCCGAGCUCGUGCGCCGUUCGGCCCUCGCGCAGUGACAUUCUGACUGAGCGCGUGCGUGGAUGCGGCCUGGCCCAGCGCGCGCGCGUGUCUGUGGAGGAGGGCGUGGGCGCGCAGCCGAGAUCCACCACGCGCACAGCUUGGAGCCAUGGCCAGUGAACCCGUCAUCCUCAACGUGUACGACAUGUAUUGGAUAAAUGAGUACACUUCCAAUUUGGGGAUUGGAGUCUUCCACUCAGGCAUCGAGAUUUACGGCCGAGAAUUUGCCUACGGAGGCCACCCGUACCCUUUCAGCGGCAUCUUCGAAAUCAACCCGGGCAACGCCGCCGAGCUGGGGGAGACCUUCAAAUUCAAGGAGGCCAUCGUGUUGGGCACCACCGACUUCGCAGAGGAAGACAUGGACAAGAUCAUGGAGGAGCUGGGCAAGGAGUUCAAAGGCAACGCCUACCACCUCAUGCACAAGAACUGCAACCACUUCUCCUCCUCGCUCUCCGAGCUGCUGUGCGGCCGCGAAAUCCCGCGCUGGGUCAACCGUCUGGCGUACUUCAGCUCGUGCAUCCCCUUCCUGCAGAGCUGCCUGCCGAAAGAGUGGCUGACGCCGGCCGCCCUGCAGAGCCACAUCAGCCUGGGCCUCCACAAGGACGAGUGCCGCCGCCGUUCCGGCGACGACGACCGCGACCGCCCGUCGCCGCCCUCGUCGUCCGGGGCCGCCGGAUCCUCCUCUUCCUCCUCCUCCUCCUCCUCCUCGCACAGCUGCCGCCACACGAGGGUCUGAGGGGCCGCGGAGGGCCGACCAAGCCUUGCCGGAGCCAGUUUUUUGGACUGCUUAAGACUCCUGAAUGUGGCGCGACCGGCGUCACGCGAAUGCAGCUUUUCCGUCAUACGCGACACGUUCUUUGUAUGGCGGUUGUUGACGACCCCCUGAAAAUUGACUGCAAACCUCUGCUCCUUACCCAGAAUCCUUUGGAGAAAAAAAAAAAUCAUCUCCUACAGCCUUAGAACCAGUAAAUGUUUUACGUGACAUACAGGCACGGGGGAGGCCAAAUUUUGGUUUGAAGCGUCCAUUAUGGGUCACACGAGGCCUUUGGCGUUAUUGAGAAAAAUUCUGACCUCAAAGCCAGUUUCACCAGACAAGACUUGGUAGACUCACAAAAAAAGUCUCAUGAAGCCUUACUUGAAAAGACAGAGGAAGUCAGCCAUUUUGGUUUCAAGCUGCCAUUUUGGCUCAGCAGCAGCCUCCAAAACCGGUUAACCCCUUGCAGGAUGAAAUUUGGACCGCGUGUCUUCUAUCACGAGUACAUCCACAAAAAUGUCUCAAGAAAAACAGGUCUGGCAUUUUGUUUGGAUCUAGCUACUUCGGCCUGGUCUCUAGAUUUUUUAUUUUUAUUCCAGCCUCCAAAGACGGGUUCCAUUAAUAGCGUGAAAUUUGGAGUAGACGUCCAUCAUGAGGGGGCACGGUGGAAAAACUGGUUCGAGCGUUGGCGUCACAGUUCUGAGGGCCAGGGUUCAAAUCCUGACCCAGCCUGUGUGGAGUUUGCGUGUUCUCCUUGUUCCUGUACCGGUUUUCUCCAGGCACUCCGGUUUCCUCCCACAUCUCAAAAACAUGCAUUCAUUGGAGACUCUAAAUUGUCCCCCAUGAUUGGCUAGCAACCAGUUCAGGGUGUACCCCGCCUACGACCCGAUGACAGUCCCAUGACCCUUGUGGGGAUAAGCGGCUCAGAAAACGGAUGAAUGGAUGGACAUUCAUCAUGAAUGGACCCACAUAAAAGUUUCAAGAACGCGUGCAUGAAAAGAUGAAACCAGUCCGCCAUUUUGAUUCAAAACGGUAAUUUUGGCCAUUCUGUCUCCACAAGUUAUGUCCAAAACAAACAGGAAGCAAACUAUUUUGUUUUGAAAGGGCCAUUUUGAAAUCUUUUUUAAUCAUCCAGGGACCCUCAAAGGAUUUCUUAUUAAUUUUUUUCAAAUGCUAUCAAAUUGGAAACAAAUACACGAAGAUGGUACUAAAUUGCAAAAAAAAAAGUGGGUGGUUGGUAGCAAAUUUUGAUGGCUUACAAUAUCAACGCAUAUUUUUUAGUUCAAGUAAUAAUCGCAGUUAGCUUUGCUUCUAUUUACUUUUUGACUUUAAAAGUCUGCUCCUUUAUAAAUGUAGUCCAUCGUAUGAUAAAAGCGCUUGUUUUCGUUUGGCUCAACUUGCAUUAGCAGUUAGCUUGGCAUAUACUUUACUAUUUCUUUUUCAAAAGUCAGCUGCUUUAUAACUAAUGGUAUACUACUUGUAGUUAUUAUCCAUCCUAUGAGACACAUGCACUUAAUUUCAGUUUGAUCGCGUAGUUAGCUUAGCGCACACUUAGCUGGGCCUUUUACUGCGUGUCUUGUUAUGCUAAGCUAACUGCUUGCUACUCUGCCAACGCUGUAAGACGAUAUUGUGGUUGUAAACAUGUUUACAGGUUGCAAAGCACUUAAAGGCAAAAAAAAAAAAAGGGAAAGUUUUCAUUUUGGGGUAAAGUACACGGAUUUAUUUUGUAUCCCUCCUGCUACGAUUGUGACGCGUUCGAGGACAGCUAAUCUCUCUCAGGAAGGAACUCACUCGUUGUGACUGGUUUGGACAUUUCACCGAGUGUAUUUGUGUUGCAGCUAACAAACACUUAUACCACACAUACACAGGUUGUACAGUGCUUCAUACAGUACAAUACAUUAUAUGACUUUCUUACAGAGUACACUAGACAGACAGGUAUUUUUUUCUAGCGUCAUCCGAGACCUCGUAAUUCUCUUUCCUCAACCCAAGACUUGAUCUAUUAGUACUAGAAUAAAGAGACGAGUACUAAGUGAAUGUUUGUCUUGUGUUACAUUUUAAAAUACAAGUUAUA